Molecule: messenger RNA, 2277 nt
Organism: Closterium sp. NIES-65
Lineage: Eukaryota; Viridiplantae; Streptophyta; Zygnematophyceae; Desmidiales; Closteriaceae
Source: the annotation of a GenBank genome assembly
AUGGCUUCCUCUCAGCGUGGCCGCGCCAUCCGCGCAACCUCCGCCUUGUUCCGCCAAGCUGGCCUUCUUCCCCGUUCCUCGCCCAGCUCCGCGCUCCAUCCACCCCCAUCACCCUCCGCGCCUGCUCCGCCGAAUCUGCAAUUACUCCGCGCAAUGUCCGCUGGCCUCCCGCUCCACCAAACCCCCUCAGCCACAGCUAGCGUCCCCGCACUUCCUUCUACACGGGUUGGGUUGCGCGCGCUUCUGCCUCACGGUCCUGAGUCCCUCCCGUCUGGCGCCUCAGCACGGGCAGGAUACGCCACGGUGGCAGUCUCCAGAGACCCGCAAUUUGCCACGUUGGAAGAUGCUGACGUGGAAUAUUUCAAGGGGAUUCUAGGCGAACGUGGCGUGAUCACGGACCCUGACGCCGUGGCAGCAGCCAACGUGGACUGGAUGGGCAAGUACAAGGGGAAUAGCAAGCUGUUGCUGCGGCCAACCACAACAAGCCACGUGGCGGACGUUCUGAAGUACUGCAAUGAGAGGCGGUUGGCUGUGGUGCCUCAGGGUGGCAACACGGGGUUGGUGGGCGGCAGUGUGCCUGUGUUCGAUGAGGUGAGUGCGGACGACACGGGGGUGGCUGUGAGCGGCAUCCUGGACUGCGAGGCGGGGUGCAUCCUCGAGUCCCUCGACACCUUCCUGGCUGACAAGGGGUUCGUGAUGCCGUUGGAUCUAGGCGCCAAGGGCAGCUGUCAGAUAGGCGGCAAUGUCUCCACCAACGCGGGCGGCAUCCGCCUGCUGCGAUACGGCUCCCUGCAUGGCUCCGUGCUCGGGCUGGAGGUGGUGAUGGCGGAUGGCACGGUGGUGGACAUGACGAGGGCGCUCAGGAAGGACAACACCGGCUACGACCUCAAGCAGCUCUUCAUCGGUACAGCUGGGGAUGGGAUCAUCACUGUGGUGGCUGCACACAACACGUUCUCAACCCCACCUCUCUGCUUCUCCCCCCGCCCCUUCCAACCGUCCCGGCCACCAGGAGCGGAGGGCACGCUGGGCGUGGUGACGAGGGUGGUGCUGCUGGCACCCCCACGCUCGCCCUCAGUGCACGUGGCGCUGCUGGGGUGCUCCUCCUUCGAUGCUGUGCAGCAGGUGUUUUGUGCCAGCAGGCGCCACCUGGGGGAGGUGUUAUCUGCUGCGGAGUUCUUCGACCGCAGCUCCCUUCAAAUGGUGCUGAAGCACAACGAGGGCACGAGGGACCCGCUACCGGAUGGGGAGUAUCCCUUCUACGUGCUCAUUGAGACGUCCGGCAGCAACCCUGACCACGACCGGACGAAGCUAGACGCGUUUCUGGAGGGCGUGAUGGAGGCCGGAGCCGUGGAGGACGGCACGGUGGCUCAUGACUCCACGCAGGCUGCUGCCAUCUGGCACCUGCGCGAGACCGCUGUGCUCUGGCACCUGCGCGAGGUGAGAUGUGGUGAGGUGGCUCCUGCGCAAGGUGCAGUGCGCCCGUUUCUCAUUGUUCUCUACAAGUACGACCUGUCUUGCCACAGCUCUAUUGCCUCACCACCCCCAUCCCUUUCCUCCUCCCCUCCUCCUGUGUGUGCCACAAUCAGGGAGUGGCGGAGGCGCUGCAGCGAGCAUGAGCGGUGUACAAGUACGACCUGUCGGUGCCCGUCUCACAGCUCUACACCGCAACCAUGCUCUCCCCGUCUCCUCCCCCAUUUUUCUCCUGCUACCCUCCUUCCCCUCCAUCAGGGAGUGGCGGAGGCGCUACAGCGUGCAGGGGCGGUGUACAAGUACGACCUGUCGGUGCCCGUCUCACAGCUGUACGGCCUCGUGGACGAGAUGCGCUCCCGCCUAGAGGGCAGUGCAGCGCAGGUGGUGGGGUACGGGCACUUGGGCGAUGGCAAUCUGCACCUCAACAUCUCCGCUCCCACGUAUGACGACAAAUUGUUGGAGCGGAUAGAGCCAUUCGUGUACGAGUGGGUGGCGGGGCGGCAGGGCAGUGUGAGUGCGGAGCAUGGGCUGGGGCUCAUGAAGGCCAACGCCAUCCACUACAGCAAAGACCCCCAGGCGGUGCGCUGCUGCCUCUCUGCCCAGCUCUCCCUAGCUCUGCCUCUUGAGUGCUCGCAUAGCUCUCUCUUCUCAACACCUCCCUGCCUGGGCUAUACAUCGGAGCCUCUCGCAUUAACCCACCGUGUGUGUCGUGUGCAUGGCAUGCAGGUGGCGGUGAUGAAGAGGGUGAAGGCUCUCUUUGACCCCAACGGCAUCCUCAACCCCUACAAGCUGUUGCCCUCCUCGUGA